Messenger RNA from Striga asiatica, 336 nucleotides. The record is from the annotation of a GenBank genome assembly. NCBI's taxonomy places the organism in Eukaryota, Viridiplantae, Streptophyta, Magnoliopsida, Lamiales, Orobanchaceae.
AUGGAGCUCGUAGCAGAGAUACUAACAGGAAGCUUGUUCAGUCUCAAAAUAGAAGAAGAUGCAACUGUUCAAGACUUAAAGAACAAAAUUGGGAACCAAGAAAACCUCCCGACUCAACGUCUCAUUCUCAUGCUCAAUGCUGAUGACAACCAUUACUUGCUGGAUAAUGACCAAAGCCCUGUAAAAGAUUAUGGCAUUAGAGAUGGCUCCCGUAUCUAUAUUUUCUUUCAACCACCCAACAGCGAGCCUCUGUCCAACCGACCAACUUCCCCAAGCUCUCAUUCAAAUUCAUCUCGAGAUUCUAUCUCAAGGGGAGAUGAGGAAGAGAAUAAAUGA